This is a messenger RNA of Penicillium chermesinum, 2310 nucleotides long. RefSeq names its product SPX domain protein. The record is from RefSeq and is a predicted model, not a curated record. Gene Ontology annotation, cellular component: vacuolar transporter chaperone complex; fungal-type vacuole membrane. The transcript has 3 exons. Bases 1 to 2310 code for a protein of 769 amino acids. Lineage: Eukaryota; Fungi; Ascomycota; Eurotiomycetes; Eurotiales; Aspergillaceae.
AUGCGUUUCGGGAAGACACUCCGGAAUUCGGUUUACCCCCCCUGGAAGGGCAAGUACAUUGAUUAUGGAAAACUGAAGGCGUUGCUGCGAGAGCAUGACACCAAUGCGGAGGACGGCAGUGACUCUGACGAUGUUCAAUGGACCGAACAAGACGAAGAAGCCUUUGUGCAGGAACUUCUGAACGUGCAACUGGAUAAAGUCAAUGCUUUUCAAUCUGAGACUUCUCAACAAUUGCGGGAGCGUACUACGGCUUGUGAAGCCAAGCUGCAUCCCCUUGUUCCAAGCGCAGAGCAAGAAGGGAUUUCUCUCCCGGACCAGGAAAAGCGCGCUAUAGCAUCCGAGGUCUUGCAGGAGCUCGAUAGCAUUGCGAAAGAAGUCAGCGAGCUGGAAAAAUAUAGCCGUAUAAACUUCACUGGUUUCUUGAAGGCUGCUAAGAAGCACGACCGUAAGCGUGGGGCUCGUUACCGUGUUAAGCCUCUGUUGCAGGUCCGCUUGUCACAGUUGCCCUUCAACUCGGAAGACUACUCUCCAUUAUUCCAUCGCCUCUCGGUGAUGUACUCCUUUGUGCGGGAGACACUGAGCCAAGAUGUCCUGCAAAAAGAACCUGAAGAAGGCUUCGGUCAAGACAUCUACUCUUCCCACAAAUUCUGGGUGCAUGUCGACAAUGUCCUAGAAGUGAAGACCUAUAUCCUGCGCCGCCUGCCUGUUCUUCUUUACAACCCCGGCUCGUCGAAAAACUUGGAGACUCUCGAUGACCCUACCAUAACUUCCCUCUAUUUCGAUAAUCCUCAGUUCGACCUCUACGGCCAAAAGGUUGCUCGCGCGCCCGAGGCUGGAUCUCUGCGUCUGCGGUGGACCGGACAACUGAAAGACAAGCCGAGCCGGGAGGUCAAGGUGUUGCUGAAGGAAAAGCAUAUCAAGGAAUUCUUGGAUAACGAGUACCACCUUGACAAAAAGGUGCACCGCAUUGAAGACGCCAACAAUGGCGCCGAGGCAGAAUCUCUCCGGAGGAAUGUGGAAGAGCUCCAGUCUUUUAUUAGAGAGAACAAUCUGCAACCUAUGGUCCGCGCAAAUUAUACGCGCACUGCUUUUCAGAUCCCAGGCGAUGAUCGGAUCCGAAUUUCCCUUGAUACAAAUCUUGCUAUGAUUCGAGAGGAUACACUCGAUCCAGAACGCCCGUGCCGCGAUCCAGCCGAGUGGCACCGUACUGACCUGGAUGAUGGAGCUAUGACAUAUCCCUUCAGCUCGAUCCGGCCUGGAGAGAUCGUUCGCUUUCCUCACGCCCUGCUUGAGAUCAAGCUGCGUGGAAAGGCCCACGAAGCUGAAUGGGUCAAUGACCUUAUGUCUUCCCACUUGGUGAAGGAUGCACCGCGGUUUUCCAAGUUUGUUCAUGGCGUGGCUCAGUUGUUCGAAGAUCAAGUCAACAGCUUUCCAUUCUGGCUUGGUGAAUUGGAGAACGAUAUCCGCCGCGAUCCUGAGACAGCAUUCCAUGAGGAACAAGAGCGCCUGGCGAAACGAGCGGAAGAGGACAUGGCCGUCGGUAGCUUCUUAGGUGGCACUGGCAGUCCUAGUACGGGUGCGGUUUCAGGGUCUCCUUUCACUCGACUACGUGAAGCAGAGUCUCGUUCGAAACUCCGUCAGCCUUCUGCAGUCAUUGAGAUGCCGAAGAAGCCUCGUCUCUCUGUUGUUGAGCCCCAACGCCCUGAACCAGCGAUCGAGGCCCCCGAGCCUGCUCCGGAGCCUGCAGCUCCGACUUCCCGAUUGGUGGCAUUCCUACAGUCUUGGGGUAUUGCCCCUGCUAGCUGGGGUCGGCGAGAGGAGCCUGUCCGUCUGCCCCCCGGUGUGCGCCACCCAGGUGUCUGGAUCAAGGACACUGGCCCAGUCCGUGUUGAAAGCAAGGUAUGGCUGGCCAACCAACGGACCUUCAUCAAGUGGCUGCAUAUCAGCAUCCUGCUCUCCAGUUUGUCUCUUGGGCUGUACAAUGCUGCUGGCAAGCACAAUCGUGUUGCCCAGGCCCUUGCCAUCGUAUACACCUUUUUUGCCUUAUUCUCUGCUGGUUGGGGUUGGUAUAUGUAUGAGAAGCGCGGGCGGCUCAUCCGCCAGCGUAGCGGCAAGGAUUUGGACAACCUGUUCGGUCCCCUUGUUGUGUGCAUUGGUUUAGCAUGUGCUCUUGUUCUCAACUUUGCAUUCAAGUAUAGCACCCUGCUUGAGCAGGCCCGGGGGAACAAUCCCGGUGGAGGCCCGGUCCACUCCAACUCGUCUACAGUGUUUGGCGAGUCGGCGCAGACUCGUGCCCAACAGGUGCUGUAA